This is a messenger RNA of Physcomitrium patens, 1938 nucleotides long. Its product is annotated as shikimate O-hydroxycinnamoyltransferase. Gene Ontology annotation, molecular function: acyltransferase activity, transferring groups other than amino-acyl groups. The record is from RefSeq and is a predicted model, not a curated record. NCBI's taxonomy places the organism in Eukaryota, Viridiplantae, Streptophyta, Bryopsida, Funariales, Funariaceae.
AUUCUAUCAGUCACUAUUCUGCUGUCGACGGGAUUCAUGCGCAGAGUGCAGGACGAUUGCAAUGCAGAGCUCUCUGUCUGCACGGGGUCUGUCAGGCACAUUUCGACAUCCUAUCAACUCAUGCAGGAUUCACUCCCCUCAACUUCAUUCCAGCUGCUGAUCAUGGAAGCAUCUUCAAGGUAGCGGCUGCCAUUGAGUCACGGUUGCGUUCCUCGCCGAUCCCUAACUCUAAUACAUUCCAGCACUGAGAAUCAAGUGGCAUGAGAGUGUUGGAAUAGUUUGUUGCCUUGACACACAUCUUGCGGACUGAAAGCAAUAUUUCACCUUGGCUCUCCUCGACGGCGACCGCUCGUCAUGGGGAUCGAUGAGGUCACGGAAUCGGUUCCUCGAAUGCGCAUCAUAUCUUCAAAGACGUCCAUUGUGUACCUGGAAUUUCCCGCGGAGCUCCAUGUGUUAUCCUGCUCCAUCUGCGAUAACUUUGUCCGUCCCACCCAUGUGCGCACUCUGUAUCUCUACCGAGAGACUUCUCCCGGUGCCAACGAGCAUGUGACAACCAGGCUGAAAGCAGCCCUAGCCAAGCUCUUGGUGGUGUUUUACCCCAUGGCAGGGCGGGUCCGGCGAGCGGAGGGGAACAUCGGGUACGAAAUCCACUGUAACAAUAAGGGAGUGGUGUGGGUCGACGCCGAAGUGGAUGGUACCAUCGACGACUUCGAGAACUUCCAGCCAAAUUACGUCUUCAACAAGUUAUUAGUGCCCACGGUGGACUACUCCGUGAGCAUCGAAUUCCAGCCCGUGCAGAUCAUUCAAAUCACCAAGUUUCAAUGCGGCGGCUUCGCGCUGGGAAUGGCCAACCAUCACACCGUCGCCGACGGCAUCUCUGCUCACAACUUCAUGGCGUCGUGGACAGAACUGGUCCGCGGGGAGCAGAUCUCGCAACUGCCUAACUACGACCACCACCUGCUCUCUUCAAUGGGACGUGCCAAGCCCGACACUUGUCCCAGAGAGCUCCGGCUCCGACCCAAGGUAAUGGAGCCGCCGCCAACGCGCAAAAUGGUGGAGAGGUUGUUCACCUUCACUCCCGAGAUGCUGAAGAAGAUCAAGGCCGAGGCUCUAGGUGACGGAAGUUUGGGCUCAUUCACCACUUUCGAAAGCCUGUCUGCGCACCUCUUUAGAGCGGUAAUCCGAGCCAAGGGCUGCGCUGAUUCGGAGGAAGCCAGAUUUUUCACCACUAUGGACGCCAGAAAGCGAAUCAAGCCCAAUUUGCCGGAGGGCUACUUCGGCAACGCGAUCAUCUUCACAUGCAUGCCUGCGAAGGUCUGCGACAUCCUGGAGAAGCCUCUGUCGUUCUCAGCGCAACUGGUUCGAGAAAGUGUCGUGAAGAUGACGGACGAGUAUGUAAAAUCUUCCUGGGCGUGGUGCGAGGCGCAGGAGCAUCUCACCAUGAGCUCCAUCAACCUCAUGGGUAACGACAUCUCCUCCGCGGGUUGGUUCCGGAUGCCAUUCUAUGAUACCGACUUCGGGUUCGGGAAGCCAGUGUUUGCAGGACCUGCUGACAAUCCCUAUAAUGGCUGCAUUCUGAUGCUGCCCAGUCACAUUGGACCUAAAGCUAUCAAUGUAUUCAUGGCGUUGUGGAGAGAAGACAUGGAGAGGUUGAUGGCAGACAGCGAUUUUCUCGUGACCAGCCAAGUGAAUCGAUCCAAUAUUUCCUGUGCAGAGUAGCUUGAUGGUUCCCCACAAGUUUCACGAUGCUUCCCUGCGUUAUCAUUCUGCAUGAAUCUGCCGGUAGUGGUAGAAUGCUGUUAGAAACUGUCCAUGCUCGGCAUACGAAAGGCGUAUAAUUAUAAGGCUGGCUAUACACAACUACAACCAGAACAUUCUACUUCCCAUCUUCUUAACAAUGGAAGCAUGCUAACAAACUGACGACUUUUCUCCAUUCAA